GAGAGAGUGUUGUUUUUCUGCAGCUGUAAUUGAAGAGGAUGAAGCUGUUUUGUACUCAUCUUCCACCUCCAUCCUUGUAAGAAUUCCUUAUUUAAAAACCUUCCCUUUUCAAAUCCCCUCGAACAAAUCAUAUUUAUACUUACAUAUUUUAUCUCUAUAGCUCUCAGUUUCUUCACACGCGUCCAUAUCCUCUGCAAUAAUUCUCAUUCUCGAGAAACGAGAUCAUAAUCAUCGAAAUCAUUCAUCUGGGUCCUUCACAUUUUCGAUUUUUUACAACCCCAUCUCGAAAUCUUGAAAUUUAGGGUCGAUUUUGUCAUCUGGGUCGGAGAAAUAUUGAGAAAUGGCGCCGACGUUCGAGUGGUGGGCCAAAGAAACCCACAGGGGAACGCCGGUGGUUGUGAAAAUGGAGAAUCCGAAUAACUGGGCCAUGGUGCAGCUCGAAGGCCCAUCUGACGACGAUUUUUUGUUGCCGGACGGUACCGGAAAUUCGAUUUCCGGCAACCCCAGGUCGAAAUCUCGCCGGAAUAAAAAUGCUAAGCAGCUCACUUGGGUUCUUCUCCUUAAAGCCCACAAAGCUGCAGGCUGUUUGACCUCAAUCGCCACCGCAUUGUUCAGUCUCUCCGCUGCCGUGCGCCGCCGUGUUGCCUCCGGGAGGACUGACUCUGAUGAGUCGGAAAGCCCAGUUGUUAAGUCGAGGUUUUAUUCAUGUAUAAAAGUGUUUCUUUUGUUAUCUGUUUUAUUGUUAGGGUUUGAAAUAGUUGCUUAUUUUAGAGGGUGGCAUUUUGGUGGGCCAGAUCUUCAGUUACAGUAUUUAUACACUUUGACAAGGCCAUCAGUUGUGAAAGAUGCAUUCGAUUUGAUUUACUCAAAUUGGGUGAUGUUUAGGAGUCAUUAUCUAGCUCCCCCUCUUCAGUUUCUUGCCAAUUCAUGUAUAAUACUAUUUCUUAUCCAGAGUUUGGAUAGGUUGAUUCUGUGUUUAGGGUGUUUUUGGAUCAAGUUUAAGAAGAUUAAGCCUGUUUUAAAACACGGGGUCGAUGAUCUUGAAGCUGGUGAUGGUGCUAAGGGUUACUUCCCCAUGGUUCUUGUCCAAAUCCCCAUGUGUAAUGAAAGAGAGGUUUAUCAGCAAUCUAUAGCUGCGGUGUGCUGUUUGGAUUGGCCAAAGUCGAAAUUGCUUAUUCAAGUUUUGGAUGACUCUGACGAUCCAACUACACAAUUGCUGAUCAAGGAUGAGGUGCAUAAGUGGCAGCACGAGGGUGCUAACAUUUUGUAUAGGCAUCGUGUGAUCAGAGAGGGUUAUAAAGCUGGUAAUCUCAAGUCUGCAAUGAGCUGCAGCUAUGUGAAAGAUUAUGAGUUUGUCGCCAUUUUUGAUGCUGAUUUUCAACCCAUCCCUGACUUUCUUAAACAGACUGUUCCAUAUUUCAAGGAUAAUGAGGAGUUAGGUUUGGUUCAGACGAGAUGGUCGUUUGUGAACAAGGAUGAGAACCUCUUGACAAGGCUGCAAAACAUAAAUUUGGCAUUUCAUUUUGAAGUGGAGCAACAGGUGAAUGGAAUUUUGCUCAACUUCUUUGGAUUUAAUGGAACUGCUGGUGUUUGGAGAAUCAAAGCUUUAGAAGAAUCUGGUGGGUGGAUGGAGAGGACUACAGUUGAGGACAUGGACAUUGCUGUCCGAGCUCAUCUCCAUGGAUGGAAAUUCAUCUUCCUCAAUGAUGUCGAGUGUCAAUGUGAACUGCCCGAAUCUUAUGAGGCUUAUAGGAAACAACAGCACAGAUGGCAUUCUGGGCCAAUGCAGUUGUUUCGUCUCUGUUUGCCUGAUAUCAUCAGAUCAAAGAUUAGCUUAUGGAAAAAAUUUAAUAUGAUCUUCCUCUUCUUCCUGCUAAGAAAGCUAAUCCUUCCAUUUUAUUCCUUCACCCUGUUUUGCAUAAUCCUUCCGAUGACGAUGUUUAUACCAGAGGCCACUCUACCAUCAUGGGUUGUGUGCUAUAUUCCCGCGACCAUGUCAUUUCUUAACAUACUCCCAGCCCCAAAAUCAUUUCCUUUCAUCGUCCCUUACCUUUUAUUUGAGAAUACAAUGUCAGUAACCAAGUUCAACGCCAUGAUAUCUGGUUUGUUUCAACUAGGAAGUGCAUACGAAUGGGUAGUUACCAAGAAAUCUGGGCGCUCCUCAGAAGGUGAUCUAAUAUCUUUGAUUGAGAAAGAGGAGAAGCCUCUAAGAUUCAACUCAGAGCCUGAUUUGAAUGAAAUGCGGGAGGAAAUCGAGAAGGAAAUUAAAUUGGAGCAAAUUGCCUCUAAGAAAAGAAAGCACAACAGGAUAUACACAAAAGAAUUAGCACUAGCUUUUCUACUCUUGACAGCUUCAGCCAGAAGCCUCUUGUCUGCCCAAGGAAUCCAUUUCUAUUUCUUGCUCUUCCAGGGGGUGUCAUUUCUUCUGGUAGGCCUUGAUUUGAUCGGUGAGCAGGUUGGUUAAAGGGAAAAUGAUGGCUCUAUGCAGGGAGUAUAAUGUAAAAAAAAGGCUCUUCCGGCAAUCCGGCUGUUGUAGAUAAUGAAUCGAAGAUUAAACACGGAAUGAUCUUUAUUCACGAGUGAGUGAAUAUUGGCAUGCAGGAGCUGCUCAUGCUUGUUCACAAUACUUUGUUUAAAUCAAGCAACAAGGUCUUGCAAUAGAAAGGCUGAAUACCAGUAGACAAAGAUGGCGGUAGAGGGGGCUAUAUAGAUCAACAAUGUUAGUACUCCCUUAAUUUCCUUCGUACUACCAGGCAAACUCUAUAAUUCCAUGUUUUAGUGAUUCGUUUGUUCUUUAGUCUAUUCUUUUGUAAGAACGGAAAUGUGGUUUAAACGUGGAAAAACACAAGUUAUUUCAGA
Daucus carota subsp. sativus is the source of this 2859-nucleotide messenger RNA. RefSeq names its product probable xyloglucan glycosyltransferase 12. NCBI's taxonomy places the organism in Eukaryota, Viridiplantae, Streptophyta, Magnoliopsida, Apiales, Apiaceae. Gene Ontology annotation, molecular function: glycosyltransferase activity. The record is from RefSeq and is a predicted model, not a curated record. The transcript is spliced from 5 exons. Gene Ontology annotation, cellular component: Golgi apparatus. Bases 341 to 2464 code for a protein of 707 amino acids.